This is a messenger RNA of Bufo bufo (common toad), 3935 nucleotides long. It is a transcript of the gene MICU2, whose product is annotated as mitochondrial calcium uptake 2. Gene Ontology annotation, cellular component: uniplex complex. Gene Ontology annotation, biological process: calcium import into the mitochondrion; mitochondrial calcium ion homeostasis. The transcript is spliced from 12 exons. Gene Ontology annotation, molecular function: calcium ion binding. The coding region runs from base 37 to 1314 and encodes 425 amino acids. Lineage: Eukaryota; Metazoa; Chordata; Amphibia; Anura; Bufonidae. The record is from RefSeq and is a predicted model, not a curated record.
CCUCAGCGUCCAGUGACAGCUGACACUUCCGGGAAGAUGGCGGCUUGGAGAACGGGAUUCCUUGGAUUUGCUCGUAAAUUGGUGGCCCUCGGGGGCCCCGGGAUACGGAUAGCGCCCGGAGUGACUCGUAUGGCUGGAGUGGCCCUGGCCGGUGCUGGGGCAGUGUAUUCCGGGCUGCUGCUAGUGAAGAAUGGCGGAUACAGGAGCCCGGGAGUGCUGCUGGUGUGCGCAGAGAGUAAAGAAGUUGUUGACGAGGCACAAGAAAAGCAGUCUCUCCGGAAGCAGCGCUUUAUGCAUUUUGCCUCUGUGGAGUAUGAUGGAGAACAUUACAUGACCCCGCGUGACUUCCUCUUCUCAGUAAUGUUUGAACACCUUCAGCAUAAAACCAACAUUCGGACACUGACAAAAAAGGAAUUUGAAUCCAUGCUUUCUCAGGCAGCUAAAGCUAAACCAGGGCCAAAAUUUUUCCGAGAUUUAGGUGAUAAAGGGCUGAUCUCCUACACGGAGUACCUCUUUCUGCUGACGAUUCUUACAAAACCAAAAACUGGAUUCCAGAUUGCAUUCGAGAUGUUAGACGCUGAUGACAAUGACCAAGUCGACAAGAAAGAGUUUUUUAAGUUGCAGAAGAUCCUUGGCACAAAAGAUGAACUCAAGACGGACUCCGUGCAGGAGUCCAUUUCAGACAGUGCAGAUAUCAACACAACCUUGCUUGUUCAUUUCUUUGGACGUGGAGGACGGGAUAAGCUGCAGUAUUCCAGUUUCUACAGCUUUAUCGAAAAUCUGCAGACGGAGGUGCAAGAAAUGGAAUUUGCACAGUUCUCAAAGGGUUUGGACUUCAUGAGGAAAGAGGAUUUCGCAGAAUGGCUGCUUUUUUUCACAGAUGAGGAGGACAAUGACAUCUACUGGCAUAAUGUGAGGACAAGGAUCCCCCCGGGAGAAAGUAUCAGCAUAGAGGAGUUUAAGACAUUUUAUCACUUCAUGAACAAUCUGGAAGAUUUCUCCAUCACUAUGAAAAUGUUUAGUUCUGCAAACAAAGCCGUGAAACUGGCUGAAUUCAAACGAUCAGUGAAAGUGGCAACAGGACAGGAAUUAUCAGAAAAUGUCCUGGAUACAGUCUUCAAGAUCUUUGAUCUUGAUGGAGACAAUUGUUUAAGCCAUGGAGAGUUUUUGGGUGUCCUGAAGAACAGGCUCCAUAGAGGAUUAAAGCAUGUGCCGCAGCAGCAAGGAUUACAAGGCUACUGGAAAUGUGUCAAGCGGGAAACCAUUAAAGGAGCCAACGAAGUCUUAAAACAAGUCGGGAAGAGUCCGUUUUAAGGCUGUGCUGAGAUUUUAGGAGAUUGUCCUUUCCAUAUAUGUGUGUUUAGGUAUUGUUUACUGGUUUAUCGCAGUCUGUUCUGCCGCACCGGUCUCAUUCGCCUCUUCUUCCUGUGCCGUAUCUGUACUGAACAGGCUCUGCCGUCCUGUAUCUGACGUAGGCCUCACGUGCUGCUCCAGUGCCUGGGAAAUAAUCACCCCGGAAGGCUUUGCCAUUCUUAUCAUGCAACAAAUACCCAGAUUUAUAUGAUUUCCUCUGACCUCGGCAGGUGUCAUACUUAUAUCCCAUAGAUUAUUCCUCAGAGGAGCUGGAAAUUCAUAAGUUAUAGGGGAUUGUCUGAGGGAAAUCAAACACUUCCGUCCUGCCCUCAUUAACAAGACCACGCUUGUCCAGUGCCUAUGUCUGGUAUUGCACCUGAAUGUAUUAUAGAGAAGCAGUCUGCUUUAGUAAAUUCUUGCUUUCCCCAUGCAAUAACAAUUGUCAAUUUAGGCCCCUUUCAGACGAGCGGGUGUCACGCUGCGGACUCGCAGCAUGACACCCGGCUUCAACUUCCAGCACUGAGGUGUCCCAUAGCAAUAUAUUGAUUUACGAUGCUAUGUAACCCGUAGAGGUCUGGAAUGUAUUGGACAAAACUGACAGCAGGCUUACAUAGCAUCAUAAAUCAAUAUAAUGAUAUGCGACCCCGUCAGUGCUGGAAGUUCAGGCCGGGUGUCACGCUGCGAGUCCAUAGAGUGACACCCGCUCGUCUGAAAGGGGCCUUAUUCUAACAUUUACAGGAUGAUUAAUAGAGGAAGGACACAACACAGUAUUGAAAGGUGCCAUAGGGAUUACAAGCAGUUAAUAAAACAGACCUGUUAGGAGGGGACAGUUGCUCUUUGAGGAGCCCCACAUUAGGUAAUGGAUGUUCCACUAAUGGAGUGAAGCACUUACCGGUCCGGUAAAGUAAUUCUCCGGUGCUGGGAGCCAUCACUGGGCGCGCUGAUGUGUGCAUCCGUAUCUGUGUACCGUAUACGACCGCGUGCUUCUUGUAGCAUGUCAUCCUCGGAUGUAUAUAAAAUAUACACACAGAUCGUCCAGGAUCAGGUAUUGUAUUCAGACUAUUGCAUUGCACAAAUGACAUGUUGGUAGGGCAUCUCUCGUCUAGGACGGCCUCUUUCUUUGGAUGAACCAUUCAUUUACAAGCCGUAUACAAAAAUCUCAGUAUCCAGAGUAAGCGUCCUGUAAAUGGACAUUCUCUGUAUCCCUAACUAACAUGACAUAUAUUAUCCGUCCACAAGAUGGCGAUAUACACCAAAGCACUGUGAUGAUAACGCUGUCCUUGGCUAUCUCCGGCAGUCCCAUAGAGAAUGGAUGGAACGGCAGCGCACUUGCUUGACUUAAUGCUCCUUUCAUUUAAGGACACAGGACCCCCCGUUCUUGUGAUUGUUUAGACCCCGAGCGAUCAGAUACUUAUCUACUAGCCUGCGGAUACGUAAAUACAUUUGUAUUGAGGGAAAACCCCUUUAAGCAUAAAACUUUAACAAAAAGGUCAUUGAAAAGAAAAAAAAGAUAUAUUGGUACUUUGUGAUCUGUAGUAGCCCAACUUCUGGGAGCACCAACAAACCCUCAGCGGAGCUCCCUGCCACCCCCCAAUCCCCUAACUGUACAGGGAACUACAGCUGACCACAUUGACUAAAACAGGGCCAUGUUUCAGUUCCCAGUAAAGCUGGGAGAGACUCUGUCCAAAGCAAGACAGCGAAGGGGACACAGGACUACACCAGUGCAGCGCCCCCUUCAUUCUCAUGAUCGGUGGAGGUCCUAGAGGUCAGAAUCCCACUGAUCAUAAACUCCUUUAAUCCAUCGCAUUGGAAUGAUCUGUCUUUAUAUCAGUUUACAAAAUUAUUCCUGAAAGGGGUUGCCCCAUCUCGCCGUUUCCACAGCAAGCCAGGUGCCUGGGCUUAGAGAAACUGCCGAGGGGCCAGGUGCUCCCCUCCUUUGACAGAGCCAGGCAGACACGAUCGCAUUUACCCUGCCUGGUCCUGUCAAUUAAAGUGCAGAGGGCGCAGCAGUUGCAGAGAAGGAAGAGCCUCUAGGUGUAAUGGUAACGCCCCCGUUGCUCCUAGAGGCUCAUUUGCAUAUAGUAAAACAUAAUUUUCCUCCGCAAUGCAGGCACUUAUGAAUAUGGGACCAACACAGAUGCCUUCAGCUGCCAAGUGCACAUGUAACAGGUCAGCCAGUGUCAUAGCUUCUCUAUGGAAAACUGCACAUUCAUCACAAAAUUCCCAGCUCGUCAAAUCUCAUGAAUGUUUCCUCCUGUGGUGAUUGCCAACAGAGCAGGUUUACUGAAAUAAUGUGCCAAAAACUGGAGUAGAAUCCGCUUGUGCGGCCAUCAGUGUGUUCUGUACUGAUUGUAGUGUUUACAGGGGAUACAGUCUAUACGGUGACAGGGUAACUAAUCCGUAUUUUUUUAUGCGCUCCAUGUUUGGUUAUAACAAGAAAAUGCAUUCAUCAAAGAAAUGAGUGUUUUUAGUUUAUGUGAUGUUUGAGUUCUUUUGUUUUCUGAGGUAUCCUCUUGUAAAAUGAUUGUUAUUAUACUCUUGAUUAUAGUCUUGCAAUAAAUAAAGGUGGAAUUAUAACCUUG